Molecule: messenger RNA, 1385 nt
Organism: Solanum dulcamara
Lineage: Eukaryota; Viridiplantae; Streptophyta; Magnoliopsida; Solanales; Solanaceae
Product: BURP domain-containing protein 5-like
Exons: 3
Coding region: 72-1001 (309 amino acids)
Source: RefSeq, a predicted model, not a curated record
CAUCCAAGAUUUUGCUUUGAGUCUUUUAACUAUUCUACAAUCUAUUUCUAAUUAUACCAAAAACAAAUUCAAUGAAGCUGCAGCUACUCUACUCUACUAUUUUCUUGCUUACUUUUGUAGCAAGUAGUCAUGCAGCUAUAUCUCCAGAGGUUUAUUGGAAAAUAAAAUUGCCCAACACUCAAAUACCCAAAGUAAUUGAAGAUUUACUUCCCCAAGCAGAGGAUGAGAUUGUUAACAGAGAGAAGAAAGUAUACUAUGGUUUACACCAACAUGGAGCCUGGAUUUUCCAUGCUGCUACUGAGGACGAGAUUCGUGAGAUAAAAAAUAAGACCCCUACCCAAAGAGAUAACUUUCUUUACAAACCUUACUUCUUCGAAAAAGAAUUACUCAAAGGAAAAAUCAUCAACUUUCCCUCUCUAAAAAACAAAAACGAAGCACCAUUCUGGCCUCGUCAAUUUGUGGAAUCCAUUCCCUUCUCAUCGGAUAAAAUCCCACAAAUUCUAACCCAUUUUUCGAUAGAUAGCAACUCAAAAGAUGCAAAAACAAUUGAAGAAACAGUCAAAGUUUGUGAAGAGCCCGCGAUGAAAGGAGAGAAGAGAAAGUGUGCAACUUCUUUGGAGUCUAUGGUAGAUUUCGGGAUAUUCAUGCUUGGAACAAACAAUGUUAAGGUAAUUGCAACAGAGGUCCAAGGGGAAAAUCAAAUGGUGCAAAAAUACACCAUUAAAGAAGUCGAACUCAUGGCUGAUGGAGUUAACAUGAUAUGCCACAAACUUAACUACGCGUAUGCAGUACAUUUUUGUCAUGGCAGAGGAGGUACAAGGACAUAUAUGGUAUCGAUGAUUGGUGUUGAUGGAACAAAGGUUAAAGCAGUAUCAAUAUGCCACAAAGAUACAUCUCUUUGGAAUCCAAAAGGAUUGCCUUUUGUAGUGCUUAAUGUUAAGCCUGGAGCUCCCUCUAUUUGUCAUUACCUUCAAGAUGAUCAAAUAGUAUUUCUCCCUUAAAAACUAAAGUGAGAAUAUAUAUAUAUAUAUAUAUAUCACUCAACCAUAGUUAAUUUAAAAAAUAAAUGUUUAUACAAAUAAGUAUUGUAUCAUCCUAGAUUGCCCUUAAGGAAUACUUUAGUUAUACCCUUCAAGUACUUGUUAUUUGUUUUCCUGUAAUGUAUGUUUUUUUAUUUUCCUGGAAUGUAUGUGAUCUCCAAAUUGAGUUUUGAACAUGUUGCAAAAAUUCAGUUUUAGAAUUCCCAAUCGAUUGUAUGUUAGUAUUUUAUGUUGGGUGAAGGUUAUUUGUAAGUCCAAUGUAUCAAUGGACAUACAACACAUACACGUAACGUACAAAAUACAAAGUACAAACAAUAUAAUUGUAUGUUUUUAUUGGAUUGUAUA